This is a messenger RNA of Cavenderia fasciculata, 762 nucleotides long. RefSeq lists its product as uncharacterized. Gene Ontology annotation, cellular component: phagocytic vesicle; cell surface; protein complex involved in cell adhesion. The coding region runs from base 1 to 762 and encodes 253 amino acids. The record is from RefSeq and is a predicted model, not a curated record. The transcript is spliced from 2 exons. Gene Ontology annotation, molecular function: N-acetylgalactosamine binding; oligosaccharide binding; polysaccharide binding. Lineage: Eukaryota; Evosea; Eumycetozoa; Acytosteliales; Cavenderiaceae. Gene Ontology annotation, biological process: cell-cell adhesion.
AUGUCAGCCCCAGCCGGAACCGUUGCACUUGUCCAACACGCCUUGGUAAACAUCCGUACAUCGUCAAAUUACAGCCCUAACCAUACUCAAUACAACAUCAUCUUGAACCACACCGAGAAUCCAAACAAUGCCAAUGAUGGUACCUCUGGUUGGAGCUCAUCCUAUGUUGACCAAAACCAAUACAUUGUGUUGGGUGGUGACGUUCCAAAGGAAAUCGUAGCCGUUGCUACUCAAGGAAGAGGUGAUUUUGAUCAAUGGAUUACUUCUUACAAGAUUAGAUGGUCACUUGAUAAUGUAUCAUGGUUUGAUUAUAAUGGAGGACAAGUUAUCAAUGCCAACAAUGAUAGAAACUCGAUUGUUACGUUCAACUUGCCAACACCAUUGCUCUGUAGAAGCUUGUCCAUUCAUCCAGUCACUUGGAAUGGACAUAUUUCAUGCAGACUUGAAGUAUAUGCCCAGCCACUCAAGCAAACCUAUGUCCAACAAGGUCAAGUCUACACUGGCGACAACGGAGCUUUGAAUGCCGGUCCAGACGGUGCCCGUGAAAUCAAAGUCCAAGUAACCUUCCCCAAAAAGUUUAGAACCGUUCCACAAGUUGCAAUCACCUUUGAUCAACUCGAUAUUAGCAAUGCCAAGAAUAUCAGAUCAGGUGUUCAACCACAAAACAUUACCACCUCUGGUUUCGAAGCUCGUUUCUAUACUUGGAGUGAUACUAGAUGUUAUAGUUUAAGAGCUGAUUAUAUCGCUGUUGAAGAAAUCUAA